Neurospora tetrasperma FGSC 2508 is the source of this 1122-nucleotide messenger RNA. RefSeq lists its product as uncharacterized. The record is from RefSeq and is a predicted model, not a curated record. Lineage: Eukaryota; Fungi; Ascomycota; Sordariomycetes; Sordariales; Sordariaceae. The transcript has a single exon. The coding region runs from base 1 to 1122 and encodes 373 amino acids.
AUGGUCUCGCCAGCUGGAAACACCAGCGGCACAGAAGCCGCCAACUCUUCCAAAACACUACCUCCUCGCCCCACGGCGACAACAACAACCACUCCCAAAAACAGCACCGCUCUCAUCUCUGUUCCCCAGAUCAACACCAAGUCGGGCGCCAGCAUCUACGGCAAGCCCCUCAUGCUGACCGCGUACGACAAAUAUGUCCUUGGAUUCAGCAUGACCCAUCUCUGGCGUUGUCCCUCGAAAACCAUCCUCAUUCCCCUGUUCCGGCAGAACUUUCGUGCCGAGAAACACCUCGACGUUGGCGUUGGCACGGGUUUUUUUGUCGGUGACGCUUUGGCCGAGAGACUUGCUAAGGACGAGGAUCUCAUGCCACUGGAGAGGGACCAGGAUAGUAAACUGGUCCAGCCCAAGAUCGAGAUUACCUUGAUGGAUCUGAAUGCAGUGGCGCUCGAAAAAGCAAAGGGGAGGGUCAUGGGGGUUGUUAACAAGGAGGCGAGAGCAGCAGGUGGCCACGGCAACGUCCUCGGCAGCGGCAGCGGCAAGCAAUCGGGACAUGGACAUGGAGCAAACGUGGCAUCUACUAGUCAAACUGUCAACGUAACCACCAUCCAAGCCGACAUGUUGGAUGAGUCACUCGUCCUCCUGCCCAAAGGUAGUAAGCUUUCCAGAAUCUCGAAACAGUUCAAGUCGGUCAGCAUGUUCAAUUUGCUUCACUGUCUUCCCGCUGCUCCCGAGGCGCAAGGGGGACAAGAAAUCAAAAACCGCGCCUUCAAACUUGCCGCCGCGUGUCUAGCGGAUGAUGGUGUCCUGGUUGGUUGCACGAUUCUGGGACGGAAGUACAUUGCAAAUCCGUCUCGUCCGAGUUCGUCCGGCACGGGAUCGGGAUCGGGAGUGGUGAGGAAGGGCGUGGGACGUACAAGUAGUAAGAAACCUUCUAUUUUGAAGAGGGGCAUGACGUGGACGGUCAUGAAGUGGUACAAUGCGACGGGAGUGUUUGGCAACUGGGCGGAUGAGAGGGAGGGGUUCGAGAAGGGACUGAGGGAGAAUUUCGAGGUGGUGGAGACGCAUGUGGAGGGUUGUAUGCUGCUUUUUAAUGCGGCGAGGCCAAAGAGGAGUGAACUGUGA